Molecule: messenger RNA, 2865 nt
Organism: Bradysia coprophila
Lineage: Eukaryota; Metazoa; Arthropoda; Insecta; Diptera; Sciaridae
Gene: galene
Product: potassium two pore domain channel subfamily K member galene
Biological process (GO): potassium ion transmembrane transport; stabilization of membrane potential
Cellular component (GO): plasma membrane
Molecular function (GO): outward rectifier potassium channel activity; potassium ion leak channel activity
Source: RefSeq, a predicted model, not a curated record
AUGAUUUGCCGAGGAAAGAUCUCUAAAUUGAAUGGACCAAUUUUCGUUCUUUCAAUAUUUUCAUAUUUUUUUCCGAGUCGGUUAAUUUAUCUAGUGUGAAAUCACAUCAAAAUAUACAAAGUGUUUAACGCACCCGUUCGAGAUGGAAAAUAUUUAGAAUUUUUUUGUUAUACGAAAUAAUAUAAUUGAGUUUUUGCUUAUAAGAUUUUCAGUUAUUCGAUUAAAGAAAGUCUAUUACAGUUAGUCAAUUUUUGUACAAAAUAUUGUUAUGGAGGACAGUACAACUUCAGCGGUGCACAUUUAUUUUUGAAAGAAGCAAAACGGAUUGCUAAAAAUAAACUUUAAUUAUUUCUUAAGAAUAAAAAAACAGAAUGGUGGAAUAUUAUUUAUAGUGUUUUGUAACUUCUUCGGUUUAUUUCCACAUCGAUGAAAUGUUAUGAAUUACACACGAAUCCCCAUCCAGUGAUAAACGUGUUAAUCCAUUUUUUGUCGUGAGUGAACAAUUUAUCGAUACAGUUUUUCCAUCGAAGAAUGAUAUUCAAUUGAACUUUGUGGCUUUACAUAUUUCUGCCACCCAACAGUAAAAUACGGAAAAAAAAAGUUUCUGAAAAUGUCGGUUCAGUGUGUCGACAGAAUUUGUUCCCGUAUAAAAAUGUUCCAAAUGUAAAUGUAAAGACGGAUACACAAUACGCAAACUGUAUCGAAUUCAGAAUAAAUAUAAAUAAAAAAUCGAACGAGAAAAAAAAACUCGUGAUAAUACCUCCGGGGAUAUCGAUACGCUUUCACGAUGUCAACGCGUCGAGCUCAAUCAAUGCCACCCACAGCAUACGAUAAAGUGCCGAAAGAACGUGGCCGUUGCAUAGCUGCUGUUUGUGUAUCAUGGAAAGUUUUCACCUGUAUUUUCUCACACGUUCUGCUCAUUUCAAUUGUAGUCGCUUACUGUUUCGGUGGAGCGUACAUGUUUCAACAUUUCGAAGCAUCAAAUGAACUUUUGGUGAAAAAAGAGGUCGGAACAAAAAGAUUCGAUUUAACGGAGCGCAUCUGGAACAUGACGUAUAAGGAUGAUGGGGUGCUUUAUGAAAAAAAUUGGACAGAAGCAGUCGAAGCAGAAUUGCGGAAUUUCGAAAAUUCCAUUCUGACAUUAAUGAAAGUACAAGGAUGGGACGGGGACGAAAGUGACCAGAAUACUCAAUGGAAAUUUCAUGGCGCGUUGUUUUACUCUAUCAUUGUCAUCACAACAAUUGGUUAUGGUCACAUUGCACCGAAAACGCCUUACGGUAAAAUUUCAACGAUAUUUUAUGCGAUCUUGGGGAUUCCACUUAUGUUAUUGUGUUUGUCGAACAUUGGCGAUAUAAUGGCAAGCUCUUUUAGAUUCAUUUACUGGAGAGUCUGCUGCUUCGUUUGUACCAGAGAACCAAAACGGGCGAAUCGAAUGCGACGACAAAAUACCCUACGUCAAUCGAAUCGCUACACCGGCAAGUCAAAUCAAUCGCUGAGACGAUCCAUUAGAGUAUCGCAACGGACGGCUGAUUCCGGUUUUGAUACAUACGAGCCUAGUCUGAUGCAUGCAUAUUCGGACACUGAAUUAAGAUAUAACGUUGAAGAUUGGGACCGAGACACCAAUUUCAACAAUAAGUCAUCACAGAACCGUAACCAAAGAUUGGGACGAAAUAGGAACCGUGAAAGUUAUCGUGAUCGACACACAGUGGAACGAGACAAAAAUGUGAACCGUCCCGGACAGAUUAAUAGAUUUAAUGACGAAUCGUUUGGUACAUUGCCAAGAAGUAACAUUCAAAGAAAUGCUCGAUCUCAAUCUGUUGCUCGCGACCAUCAUAAUCAACGUAGGGGUCAGGAGAUUUAUAGUGACAUGACACUACCAGCUUCGUUCGGUCGAUAUAAAUCAAAACCCCAAGGUCAAGCAAUUAGAGCCCAAUCAUUAGAUCCCCGAGCGCGUCGUGAUCAACCAACCGAUUUUGAUUUUGAUGAGCUUCCAUGUAAAACGCCGGUAUUAUGUAACAAAUAUGCCAUCGAUGAAUUGGAUAACGUAGAGAGUGGCAAGAGACCGAAUCUACGAAGUCAGUCUAUGCCUCGCCAACAGCACCACCAUAAUUUUGGUGUUAUUGAGAAUCGAUUCGAACCAACAAGACCGAAUAUGUUGUCACCCCAACAACAACAUCAUUUGUACCUGCCGGAAGAUGAAUACGAAAUGCAACCAGUUAGGAAGAAUAAACGACGUGAGAGAGCUCCACCGCCAUCACCGCGAAUUAUGUCACCCAUGGGUUUCGCGGUAAAUCGACAAGCUCGUCUGCAACAAUGCGACGAUGAUUCCAUGUAUGGUGACGAUUGGGAUUUUUCGUCUGACCUACCAUCCAGAGUUCGUCCCGUACCGAUUUGGUUGUGCGUAUUCCUGGUCGUUGGGUACAUCAUAGCAGGAGCGUUUUUAUUUAACAGUUGGGAGAAAUGGAGCAUUUUGGAUUCAGCAUAUUUUUGUUUCAUCACACUGACAACGAUUGGUUUUGGUGACUUUGUUCCUGCUCAGGGAACGGCUAAUCUCAGUCCCGAUGUGUCGAUUGCAUUUUGUUCGUUGUAUUUACUAUUCGGCAUUGCCUUGUUGGCUAUGAGUUUCAAUUUGGUGCAAGAGGAAGUUAUUGCAAAUGUUAAAAAUGUAGCUAGACAGCUUGGUAUUUUAAAGGAAGAGGAAGUUUAUUAUUAAAGUUAUUUGUACAUUUACUUUAAGCGAUUUGCAUCGUUGUCAUAUUACAUGAAUAUUUGCCAUGUAGAACUUUAUUGUGCACAUAAAGCACCCGAGGUAUCAAGGAAAUAUAUUAUGAAGAAUGUAGUACAUGCAUACAGUGUUUGACAGAG